This is a messenger RNA of Mesoplodon densirostris (Blainville's beaked whale), 1284 nucleotides long. It is a transcript of the gene ATCAY, whose product is annotated as ATCAY kinesin light chain interacting caytaxin. The record is from RefSeq and is a predicted model, not a curated record. Gene Ontology annotation, cellular component: cytoplasm. Bases 1 to 1284 code for a protein of 427 amino acids. NCBI's taxonomy places the organism in Eukaryota, Metazoa, Chordata, Mammalia, Artiodactyla, Ziphiidae. The transcript has 12 exons. Gene Ontology annotation, biological process: apoptotic process.
AUGGGGACCACUGAAGCCACGCUCCGGAUGGAAAACGUGGACGUGAAGGAAGAAUGGCAGGACGAAAAUCUGCCCAGGCCACUCUCGGAAGAGACGGGGAUGGACUUGCUUGGCAGUGCCACAGAAGACACAUCCUCCCCUCCCGACACUCUGAACUUCAACGCGGCUCAUCGUAAGCGGAAGACGCUGGUGGCCCCCGAGAUCAACAUUUCCCUGGACCAGAGCGAGGGCUCCCUGCUGUCCGAUGACUUCCUGGACACCCCCGAUGACCUGGAUAUCAACGUGGAUGACAUCGAGACCCCAGAUGAGACCGACUCGCUGGAAUUCCUGGGGAACGGCAAUGAACUGGAGUGGGAAGAUGACACCCCCGUGGCCGCCGCCAAGAAUAUGCCUGGGGAUAGCGCGGACCUGUUUGGGGAUGGCUCAGCCGAGGAUGGCAGUGCCGCCAACGGGCGUCUGUGGCGGACAGUGAUCAUUGGGGAACAGGAACACCGGAUUGACCUGCACAUGAUCCGGCCCUACAUGAGGGUGGUGACCCAUGGAGGAUACUACGGGGAAGGUCUCAACGCCAUCAUCGUCUUUGCCGCCUGCUUCCUCCCAGACAGCAGCUCCCCCGACUACCACUAUGUCAUGGAGAACCUCUUCCUGUACGUCAUCAGCAGUCUGGAACUCCUUGUGGCCGAGGAUUACAUGAUCGUGUACCUGAAUGGGGCCACGCCUCGGCGGAGGAUGCCCGGCAUCGGCUGGCUGAAGAAGUGUUACCAGAUGAUUGAUAGGAGAUUGCGGAAAAACCUGAAGUCCUUAAUCAUCGUCCACCCGUCCUGGUUCAUCCGCACCGUGCUGGCCAUCUCCCGCCCUUUCAUCAGCGUCAAGUUCAUCAACAAGAUCCAGUAUGUGCACAGCUUGGAAGAUCUGGAGCAGCUCAUCCCCAUGGAGCACGUGCAGAUCCCAGACUGCGUGCUACAGUACGAAGAGGAAAGGCUCAAGGCCAGGAGAGAAAGCGCAAGGCCGCAGCCAGAGUGUGUCCUGCCCAGGUCUGAAGAGAAGGUGGAGGCGGGGCUGGCGGAGGACAGGUCUGCUCUGGCCACAGAAGAUCAGGAAACAAGAACGGCCCCCGCAGCCCUGGGCAUCUGGCCUGGAAACUCAGCCCGCACCCCCGGCAGCGCCGUGCCCCCCGGGCAGUGCCCAGCCUUUGAACUCACAGCUUUUCCUUUGAACAGCCCUCCCCUUGCCUCUUAUAACUUCCACCUUCUUAGGGAGCAUCAGAGCCCACAGCACCAGUGA